Molecule: messenger RNA, 398 nt
Organism: Lycium ferocissimum
Lineage: Eukaryota; Viridiplantae; Streptophyta; Magnoliopsida; Solanales; Solanaceae
Product: inositol transporter 1-like
Exons: 2
Coding region: 58-306 (82 amino acids)
Biological process (GO): transmembrane transport
Cellular component (GO): membrane
Molecular function (GO): myo-inositol:proton symporter activity
Source: RefSeq, a predicted model, not a curated record
CUUGGAGAUGGAUAAAGCUUGAGGGCGGGAAAGCCUGCUGCUAUUCAAUUUGUUCUCAUGCUAUUUUUACCUGAGUCUCCGCGAUGGCUUUACAUGAAGAAGGAUAAAUCUGAAGCUGCUGCUGUUCUAGCUAAGAUUUAUGAUCCUUAUCGGUUGGAGGAGGAGCUUGAUCAGCUUGCUACGGCGUUAGAGGGAGAAUGCUUGAGAAAGCAGGCUAUCAGUUACCUGGAUGUUUUUAGGAGGAAAGAGAUCAGACUUGCGUUCUUUGCUGGAGCUGGACUGCAGGUACAUUUUCGACUUCUGUGAUGUGACAGUCUUAUGUACCAAUCUUUAAGUUGAAGUUGCUUCCCCUGCACUGUCUUCUUAUUUUUUUGUAAUGCUAUAUUUGGCCAUAAAUU